AUGGCGAGAGAAAGCAACGCACCGACAGAGCCCAAGACUCCGGGCAAGCCAAACGAGCAGCAUCGGAAGACAUUGUCUCAACAACCAGAAUUUGGAAAACCUUCACCAAUGGGCAAGCCCCAACAGUCAACACAACCUCCUCAAGCAAAUAGAUCGACCCAGUCAAAUCAUUUAUUCAACAUCCCGAAACCGAAUCGUCCUCGUGCAGAGCAUCACCGCGAUCAAUCUCGAGGUCAGCAGCAAGGCUCGAGCCAGGCUUAUGGGCAGCCGCGGUAUGGUGUUUCUCAGGGCCAACGCGCCCCACCAGCGGUUGCUUCGACCCCAGCCAAGCGCGGCCCGUUCGAUCCGUUCAAAGCUGUGAGAUCCUCUGCCUAUGGCGAGAAGAAAGGCUUUAGUGGAGGCGCGGGUGCAACUCCAAUCAAAAGGCCGGGGAACAUGGACUGGACAACACCUCGGGCCCCAAGACCUCUUUUCAUGUCCACGGGCACUGCGCCAAAGCCUUCGAACGCUUCAAAAAAUCUCCAGGCCUUUAUCGAUUUGACGAAGGAUGAGCAGUCGUCUUUUCCGAGUUCCAAGACUCCCUCUACAAGCUUUGGUGCCAUUGAUGUGCAUGGGUAUGUCGAUUCUGAAAAAGCUACAGAAAACAUCAAGGCUUUGCUUGAGGGUGCAUUCGAGGACGAGGAGGAGAAGUCUUCAAAGCCUAAAAGUAAAAAGAAAAUCUCCAAGAAGCAGAAGCCUGGCAAACCCGAGACAAGCGAGGUGCUCGUCAAGCCUAGUAAGGCUGGAACGGAUGACCUCGACGAUUUGGCUGCCCAGCUCGAAGGUGUUACCGUGAACGACUCAGAGUCCGCGGCCCCCUCUGCUCUAUCCGAAGGAAAGAACAUAAUUCCAGGUGAAUAUGUCUCUACGCCUGAGGAGAGCGAGAGCGCCACGGAUGAGCAAGCUGAUCUAGAAGACGAUCGAGAAGAUACGGAGGAGGAAGAAGAGGAGGAGGAAGAGGAAGGGGAAGAUGAUGGAGUUGUAGAGGGUCUCAAAGUUACACUUCUGCCUCAUCAGAUUGAAGGUGUCAAGUGGAUGUGCGACAAAGAAACUGGCAAGCGCACAACAAAGGGGAUAUUCCCCAAGGGUGGUAUUCUUGCUGAUGACAUGGGUCUGGGCAAGACUGUACAGGCCAUCGCCUUGAUGUUGCGACACAAGAAGCCAGAACACGAACACAGCGAAGACUCAGACACAACCGAAAAGGGCGACGAGGAUGAGCCGGCUCCAGCAUUCAAGCUUUCCAAGAGCACCCUAGUAGUUGCUCCACUUGCACUGAUCAAACAAUGGGAAUCCGAAAUUUCCGACAAGAUCGAGAGAGCAAACAAACUUCGCGUUUGUCUGUAUCACGGAGCCAACCGCACCAAGACCUCCAAGGACCUUCCCUCAUACGACGUCGUUAUCACCACAUACGGAACCCUGACUUCAGAGUUUGGAACUGCUGCUGCAGACAAGGCAAAGAAAUCUGGAGUCUUUGCCAAUUAUUGGUACCGAAUAAUUCUUGAUGAGGCUCACACGAUUAAGAACCGAAAUGCCAAGGCUACACAAGCCGCGUGCGCACUUGAUGCGAAGUACCGAUGGUGUCUGACCGGAACUCCAAUGCAGAACAAUCUCGACGAAUUGCAGAGUCUUAUCAAGUUCCUACGCAUCAAGCCCUACAAUGAUCUCGCCCACUGGCGUGAUCAGAUCAGCCGACCACUGGCCAACGGCCGUGGUGGUCUGGCUAUUCAACGCCUACAGGUUUAUCUGAAAGCCUUCAUGAAACGCCGAACCAAGGAUGUCUUGAAACAGAACGAUGAGCCGAAGCCUGGCGAGACCGCAUUGGAUGAAAAUGGUCAAGAGAAGAAGUCGUCCAAUGGAUUUAAGAUCGUUAAGCGAGAAGUCAUCAGGGUCAAUGCCGAGUUCAUGGAAGGAGAGAUGAACUUUUACAAGCGCCUCGAACAGCGAACUGAGAAUCGAUUAGAGGAAAUUAUGGGUGGCUCCAAGGUGGACUAUGCUGGCGCACUGACCCUUCUACUGCGUCUCCGCCAAUCAUGCAAUCAUCCAGACCUGGUCAAGAGCGACUUGGCCAUCGACAAAGAUGUUCUUUUGCAAAAUGGUAACAACAGCAAUCAGUCCUCUCAAUCUAAGUCGACAGAUCUGGAUGACGUCGCCGAUCUUUUCGGUGCCUUGAGCGUCGUGGCAAAGAAGUGCGACAUUUGCCAAAGGGACCUUCAGAAAGGCGACGCCGCGAAGGGAAUUAGUCGUUGCAAUGACUGUGAUGCCGACCUCAACACGGACUUCAUGAAAACAGACAAGCGAAAGAAGCACAAUUCAAAGAAGCACAAGUCAAAGAAAGUCCAACGUGAGGACGGGUCUCCGGUCCCGGUUCGAUUCCGUAAGAACAAGAGGGUCGUCAUUGACAGUGAUGAUGAAGACGAAGAAGAAGCCGAAUGGAUUGUUCCUGAAGAUCAGCGCAAGAUGCCUAGUCUGGGCCAGGCUGGAGGCACAGAUGACGAAGAUGCCGAAGGUGGCGGGGAUUGGCUGGGCUCUGAUGAUUCUGAAACGGAUGAAGAAGAUAUCGAAUCCCCCAUCGGCAAGAAGCAAGCACGGGCAGUGGUUCUUGACAGCUCUAGUAACGAUUCUAGCUCUGGAUCUGAAUCGGAAGAAGAUAUCUACGAGAACCCAGAGGGCGAAAAUGGCGAGCUGCCUUCCACCAAAAUUCGUCACCUAAUGAAGCUUCUCAACAAGGAAGCCGGUGAAUACAAGUUCAUCGUUUUUUCCGUCUUCACAUCCAUGCUUGACAAAGUGGAGCCAUUCUUGAAGCGGGCCAAUAUCGGCUUUGCCCGGUACGACGGCCAGAUGAGAAACGAUCUGCGCGAAGCCAGCUUGAACAAGCUCCGCAACAACAGUGGCACUCGAGUCUUGCUCUGUAGUCUCCGUGCGGGUGCCUUGGGACUCAAUUUGACCGCAGCCAGCAGAGUUGUGAUCUUGGAACCUUUUUGGAAUCCCUUUGUUGAAGAGCAGGCCAUUGACCGUGUCCACCGUCUGAACCAAACAGUAGAUGUCAAGAUCUAUCGAAUGAUCAUCAAAGGCACCGUUGAAGAGCGCAUUGUGGAACUCCAGGAUCGCAAGCGCGAACUCGCGAACAUGACCAUCGAAGGCAAAGCGGCCGCGGGCAAAUUGACUAUGCGUGACAUGAUGGCUCUGUUUGGCCGUGACGCCGAGCACAAGUUCCAAGAUAAACAGGGAACUUUGGACUUCAAACAACCCACGCGGCUGUUAAGCUCGGGCGAAGAUCACGGUGCUGGGCUAGCCUCGCAGUCCCCAGCGCGGUCCGAUCCCCGCGACCGCACACGGCCACAGGUCACUCAUCGAUCGAAGCCCGAAGAUGCUGUGUAUGGUCGGCGUUGGUGA
Molecule: messenger RNA, 3432 nt
Organism: Penicillium oxalicum
Lineage: Eukaryota; Fungi; Ascomycota; Eurotiomycetes; Eurotiales; Aspergillaceae
Product: putative SNF2 family helicase/ATPase
Exons: 2
Coding region: 1-3432 (1143 amino acids)
Cellular component (GO): cytoplasm
Molecular function (GO): ATP binding; ATP-dependent chromatin remodeler activity
Source: RefSeq, a predicted model, not a curated record